AUGUUCGUGUUUCCUUCCCAAACCACGCCGCCCCGCGGAAACCCAUUCCUGCAAUCUGCCCCAACCGACCCCUUUGCGCCUCAGCACGAGGCCACCAUGGAGCUCCUGGAUCCCCUGAGCGAGAUAUCCAGCUAUGCCGCCACCUCUCGGCUUGUUCCAUCGGCUCCAGCAGCUUGUGUGAGCGCAAAUCACGGUGCGCCCCUGCCUUUGGACGAGAAGCGUCCGUGGAGCUCCCUUGAGUCUUCAAGCUCCGGAGAAUCUUCCCAACAAAGCUCGCCGCAGGCCUCGCCGGGGCAGGCCACCUCUGCCAUCAAACUCCUAAAAGCCACCACCGUCGGUGAAUUCCACUGCUCCAUCUGCUGCCGCAACUUCAUCUCUCGUUCCGCCCUGGAGAUUCACAACUUGUCCCACACCAAGGUCAAGCGCUUCGAGUGUGACAAAUGCGGCAAACGCUUUGCCCGACGCAGCCAUCUGAGCGUAAGUUUGCCGCGAAGAUCACACGAGACAAGAGACAGGAAAUCAAAGGGCCAAGAGGUGGAUUCGUCUACCCGUGCCAUACUCAAGCAGCACAUACACAAUAAGAUUCAUCUCAACAUCAAAGAUCAUGUUUGUCACAUCUGCGGCCGAGGCUUUGUUCAGUCUUCCAACCUUCGAUCGCACAUCCGCCGUCACACGGGUGAAAAGCCGUAUGAUUGUCACUUGUGUUCGCGAUCCUUUUCCGUAUCUUCAAGCCUCAAAGCCCAUCUCAAGUCCCAUGAGCGCCGCAGCAAGCGCAGCGUUACAAAAUGUGAAGACUGCCAUCUCAUGUUCAAAAACUCAGAUGAGUUUGUUCAGCACAAGGCUUUAUGCACGUCCGGUCAAAUCUCUCACCCAAAGCCUCAGAGCCACUCGCAUGGGGACGACCUUGAGCACGCCGACUCACCGAUGAGCGAAGCCGGAGCGCAAAACGUGCUGCCCAACAAGAAAGAGCCCCUGCUCAACCUGCCCUCGGCCAGCUUGAGUGAGGACCUUGCGGCUUCCAUCCAGUUUUCUGCCUUUGCCGACUCGGGUGUCGACACUGCCUCCAUGCUCAAAGGCAGCCCCUUCACUCAGCCAGACUGCUGGUACUUGGCCUUGACAUUCAUUCCCUAUUCGUCCACGGGAUGCAAGUUCUCAAAAAUUCAUUGUAGCCAAUUGGCACAGGAACAGGGCACUGGUUUUUUCUCUGCCGUGUGCUCCGAAGACACCUGUUUUCUCUCUGCCGUGUGA
Molecule: messenger RNA, 1248 nt
Organism: Monosiga brevicollis MX1
Lineage: Eukaryota; Choanoflagellata; Craspedida; Salpingoecidae
Exons: 9
Coding region: 1-1248 (415 amino acids)
Source: RefSeq, a predicted model, not a curated record